UUGGUUGGUGGAGCUGUGGGAGCUGCUGUCUCUUUUUUGCAAGGUUCAUCAGUAUGCAAUGAUCCAGAAUUAUUAACAGAUCCUGUGGAGAUUAGCGAAUGCUUAGUGGUCAACUGCAAGUUUGAUGUAAGAACAUGCACACUACCUUGCCCUAUGGGUUACAGCACCAAAGGUGGGGAUGAUCCAUGUCCAAAAAGUUGUAAGUGUUCAGCGGAGGGAAGUUUUGAAGGCGAUAUUCAAUUCUAUGAUGAUGAUAUUCCAGAAUUGCUAGGGAAGUACGGUUAUGUGGAUAAAGAUGAUGAAGAAUUCUCUUUAUUUGUUGGAAGUGCUCUCUAUGUUAAAGGCAAAAUAUUAUGGGACUCCAUGGCUCUACCAUCUGGUCGUAUUCCUAUUGGUUAUAAACUAGAUAGGUUUUUGACUGCUUCAACGGUGCUUAAAAGGGAAUUGGCGAAGACUAGCAAAAUGUAUUCAGAUAACACGUGUAUUGAUAUCGAGCCUUAUGAUCGAGAAAAACAUGGAACUCAUUAUGUUGAUAUUACUCUCGGGCGUGGAUGCACCUCUAUGGUUGGCUAUAAAAAGGAUAUUAAACAGCAGAAAAUGAGUUUGCAGUAUGGUUGUCACUAUGUCGGAACCGUAAUUCAUGAAUUUCUUCACACUUUGGGAUUUUAUCAUGAGCAAAGUCGUCCAGAUCGUGAUGACUUCGUAAAGAUUCACCUAGAUAAUGUAAAAGACGGCAACGCUCACAACUUUCAAAAGUCCCGUGCAUACUUCGUAAAGGACCUCAAAUCACCAUAUGAUUUACAGUCAAUUUUGCAUUAUAAUGCUAAAGCUUUCACAAAGAAUGGUCAACCAACAAUCACACAUGCAGGAUCAGAAAGAACGAUCGACACUCAAGGUAGGAACUUUCAGAAAAAGAUAUUUCUGAGCUGAAUGCAUUUCUGUGUAAAGGGUUGUAAUGCCGUGUCUUAUGAGAGGGAAAAAUGUAAACGAAAACCUUGCAGUGAAAAAAAGAAAUGGGCAGAAUGGGGGGAAUAUGGAGCAUGCACAACUACAUGUGGGACUGGCAUGCAGUUAAGGUGAUGUGGGCUCCACCAUGUUUAAUACUCAACUGUCUGUUGUAUCUUGGUGGUUAACACAGCAUGCAUUGUUUAUAUUUAAAAAGUUAAUUAACCUCACGUGACCAGAUAAACACAGUUGUUAUGACACAAAUCACAGUUGUUCUGUUUCAUACCCCUCAUGUGGCAAGUUACCACAUAUGUAACUUUGUGGGUAAUUUAUUUUAAUGUAUACCUGAUAAUUGAGA
Ciona intestinalis (vase tunicate) is the source of this 1303-nucleotide messenger RNA. The record is from RefSeq and is a predicted model, not a curated record. NCBI's taxonomy places the organism in Eukaryota, Metazoa, Chordata, Ascidiacea, Phlebobranchia, Cionidae.